AUGACCCACAAUUCAGAUGGCCUUACACUAUCUCAGGCUAAGUAUGAGCUUGAGAUUUUGGAUCUUGCUCAAAUGAAACAUUGUAAACCUAUGGGUACACCUAUGAUGUCGAAAAAGAAAGGACUCGCAAGUGAUGUCCCUUUUCCUGAUCCGAGUUAUUAUUGGAGUAUUGUUGGGGCACUUCAAUAUCUCACUCUUACUCGCCUUGAUUUAGCAUUUACUGUUAAUUUUGCAUCCCAAUUUUUGCAAUUUCCUAGUAAGGCUAAUUACAAAAUGAUUGGGCAAGUUGUCAUUUGUCGCUCCACCACAGGCUACUGCAUUUUCUUAGGAAGAAAUUGCAUUUUCGAGUUUGCCAAGGAAAAAAAUACAAUAUCCCAGUCUAGCUCUAAAGCAGAAUAUCGAGCCAUGUGGAGCACCACUGCAGAAAUUACUUGGAUUUCAUUUCUAGCACGUGAUCUUGGUGUUACUCUCCCAUAG
Messenger RNA from Carya illinoinensis, 477 nucleotides. RefSeq lists its product as uncharacterized. The coding region runs from base 1 to 477 and encodes 158 amino acids. Lineage: Eukaryota; Viridiplantae; Streptophyta; Magnoliopsida; Fagales; Juglandaceae. The record is from RefSeq and is a predicted model, not a curated record. The transcript is spliced from 2 exons.